This is a messenger RNA of Rotaria sordida, 690 nucleotides long. NCBI's taxonomy places the organism in Eukaryota, Metazoa, Rotifera, Eurotatoria, Philodinida, Philodinidae. The record is from the annotation of a GenBank genome assembly.
AUGUCGCCUGUAACAGGUAGUACAGCAAAAAAAACCACCACAGCUAAGACGACGACAACAAAAACGUCUUCAUCAACAGGUAAAACGGCAGGUGGUGUACCUAAAAAAGGCAAAAAGAAAAUAGCCGCUGCACCACUUAAAUCAAAAGCUGAAGCAAAAAAACUUGUCAAUCCAUUAUUUGAAAAACGAGCAAAAAAUUUUGGUAUUGGUCAAGAUAUUCAACCAAAACGCGAUUUAACACAACAAGCGAAAAGUGGUAAACCAGAUAAACCAACAAAACGACCAAAUGGUAUUCGUAGCGGAAUGAAUACUGUUACAGCAUUAGUUGAAAAAAAGAAAGCACAAUUGGUUCUUAUUGCUCAUGAUGUUGAACCAAUAGAACUUGUUCUUCAUUUACCAACAUUAUGUCGUAAAAUGGGUGUUCCAUAUUGUAUUGUUAAAGGCAAAGCACGACUUGGACGUCUUGUUCAUUUAAAAACAUGUUCUUCAUUAGCUUUAACUGAUGUUAAUUCUGAAGAUAAAUCUGGUUUAAAUAAACUUAUUGAAGCUGUUAAAACUAAUUUUAAUGAUCGUUUUGAUGAAUUACGUCGUCAUUGGGGUGGUGGUGUUUUAGGUAAUAAAUCUCAAGCACGUAUUAAUCGACUUGAACGUCUUAAAGCUCGUGAAGCAGCACAUCAAAGAAAUACUUAA